This is a messenger RNA of Penicillium angulare, 852 nucleotides long. Its product is annotated as fungal specific transcription factor domain-containing protein. The transcript has a single exon. The record is from RefSeq and is a predicted model, not a curated record. The coding region runs from base 1 to 852 and encodes 283 amino acids. Lineage: Eukaryota; Fungi; Ascomycota; Eurotiomycetes; Eurotiales; Aspergillaceae.
AUGAGCUGUCUAACGUGCUUCUCCUUCGGGUGCCAAUUCUACAGUGUGAACUCGAGUGAUGUCCAGAAUUUAUUCCAGCGCAUUGAGAAGCUUGAAAAGGCUCUGGUUAGGGCUGGGACAACUGACGAGCAAGAUGUGUCGAGCGCUGGAGAGCCAGUAACACUUGUUUCCCCGGAGACCAACUCUCCCAACAUCUCAAGGAGGCCAAGUAGUGGUGGGGAGUCAACUGUCUCUGAACGAUCUCCUUCCCCUGCCGCUUGCGCACAAGCAUCUACCACCUCCUCUGGUCAUCCUAACAGCGAGCAUUCCCGCGAAGACACCACACUUGCUAAACAACUGGGACCUAAUUGGUUUUUCAAUGGAAUACCAAUCUCCUCUAAAGCCGGCCACCAGUGGAUAUCAACUAGAACAGACCAGCCUGCCGAGUGGAUCGAGUUCAUUAUUCCCAUCAAAACUUCCUCUCCUAUUUCGACAUUCCAGCCCUAUUCUAUACAACAGGCAUGCGAGCUACCUGAUAAAGAUUCCACUCGUGAAAUUUUGAACGCCUUCUUCAAAUCUUCCCCCAGACUAUCGUUUCCCGUUUUAGACAAAGUGCUAUUUCAGUCGACGAUAGAGACCGCAUACGCGUCUUCAAACAAGAUGACAUCUUCAUCUAGCCAAAUAGCAGCUAGAAGUUGCGUUUUUAGCGCUCUCUCUAUAGUGUCUCAUUUAGAUAUGUCGAGGCAGAUACCUGCUUCGAUGGAUGCGGAUGUAUGUGCUGAUAAGGCUCAUUAUCUGUUAACGCAUAUUACUGGAGAUAAUAGCUUGGAGACUCUCCAGACAGCAAUCAUGUUGGUGAGUCAGAUGAGAUAG